Bombus pascuorum is the source of this 3027-nucleotide messenger RNA. It is a transcript of the gene gish, whose product is annotated as casein kinase I. Gene Ontology annotation, molecular function: ATP binding; protein serine/threonine kinase activity. The record is from RefSeq and is a predicted model, not a curated record. The transcript is spliced from 11 exons. Bases 1198 to 2691 code for a protein of 497 amino acids. Gene Ontology annotation, cellular component: cytoplasm; plasma membrane; nucleus. Lineage: Eukaryota; Metazoa; Arthropoda; Insecta; Hymenoptera; Apidae. Gene Ontology annotation, biological process: signal transduction; positive regulation of canonical Wnt signaling pathway; peptidyl-serine phosphorylation.
UCAGCCUCGUAACAAAUCUCACCUAUGUCGAGUCGAGCGCGAGAGACAGAAGCGUAAGCUUGUCCGCGAUCGUUUGUCCGCGUUCGACAGGUCUUUCAAAUAGCGUGCGUGUAAUCGGUGGACGGUAGAACGUAGGGAUAUAAAUUGUAUUCGUAUAACCAGUUCCGAAAUAAAAGUUUGUUGGAAGGCCUAGGAAGCGAAAGGAUUGCGGAGGGGACUGCAGUUAAUACGGGGCUUGUGUGUGGGCAUAUAAUAGCCGAUCGGGCAUACUGGUGACACGGCUGCGGAUUUUUCCUUCGGCAAGAAGGAAGGAACAUACGAAGCUCGCAAAGUGCAUGUGCUUGUGUGCGUGUCACUAUAGAAGAGUUCAGAGCCGCUUCGGCGGCGCUCCCAAAUCUAACUGCAGAAUUGAGUCUGUGGUAGUGAGGCCGCGGUACUAUCGGGCCACGAUUGAGUACGAUCACGAUCGCACGCGGCAGGGCCGUUUGUAAUGGAGGAGGUUUCCGAGUGUAUUCCCGUGCGACAGAACAGUCACGGCGAUGCACGCCGUAUUGACUGAGACGCGAUAUUUAUCGUUGACUAUUCCCCCCGGCCGGCCGGGCAAGAGAGGCAGGUCGAAAUUGGUAUGGAAUCGUCCAGGGUCCUCAACACGACGAACACUCGCUCCCGUCUGUGAUAACCACUAGCCGCUUAGAAAGAGAUAGAAGAAGAGAGAAAAAGGAAAGAAAGAGAGAUAGAAAGCUGUUGUGUAUUUUGCGCGUGUGUGUUCUCCUCGUCUGCCCUCUUCAUUACAUCUUUAAGUGUAAACAUUUCUCGAAAUCCGUUUCGAGGUUAGGAUAGCAUGGGGAUUGAUCCCCUGAAGGCAUCGACCGACGAACCGUGACACCUGCGACUCGCGUCGUGUACGCGGUGUGUGCUUUUGUGUGUGCGUGCGUGUGUGUAUUCCUCCUUAGGAAACCGCUGGGAGUUAUUAUUUUCCAUCGGCGGCCAUCCAACGGGACGACCAAAGAAGAAAAUAUGUCAAGAAUGGGGAUCGAUCCCCGACGAUUAAACGCCGUGCAUCGUUUACAUCAUUAAUUCGACUAAUACAAGACUAACAUCGGCAACGUUUUUUUUUUUACCGUACAAUCGACCUUUUCUGUCACGUUUAAACAGACUGUCGCGGAUUACUCUGCCACGACAGAGGACACUCGCACCAUGCAGAAAAGAGACGGUAGAGACACACAGCUACAGCUCGCGCGUAGCUCUGAACGCGAACAGGAAACGACCAAGAGGAUCUCUCGUGGUAGCGGUAAUGCUACCAGAUUCAACGCGUAUUCCUCAAGGUAUAGUGUUACCUCCUCCUCUAAUGUACUCAUGGUCGGUCCCAAUUUCCGCGUCGGCAAGAAAAUUGGAUCUGGCAACUUUGGAGAACUUCGACUCGGGAAGAACCUCUACAAUAACGAGCACGUAGCGAUUAAAUUGGAACCAAUGAGGUCAAAGGCGCCGCAGCUACAUUUAGAAUAUAGGUUUUACAAAUUAUUAGGUACACAUGAGGGUAUACCAGAAGUAUACUACUUCGGUCCUUGUGGGAAGUACAACGCUCUGGUGAUGGAACUUCUCGGACCGAGUCUAGAGGACCUAUUCGACCUCUGCGGUAGGAGGUUUACCCUAAAGACCGUUCUCAAAAUCGCCACACAGAUCCUUCAUAGGAUAGAAUACGUUCAUAGUCGGCAUUUGAUCUACCGUGAUAUCAAACCGGAAAACUUCCUGAUAGGACGAUGCACAACUAAACGAGAAAAGAUUAUCCACAUCAUCGAUUUCGGACUGGCCAAAGAGUACAUAGACCUGGAGACGAACAAACACAUACCGUACCGGGAACACAAGAGUCUGACGGGCACAGCGCGUUAUAUGAGCAUCAACACGCAUCUUGGAAAAGAGCAGAGUAGAAGAGACGACCUAGAAGCGUUAGGGAACAUGCUGAUGUACUUCUUGCGCGGUAGCCUUCCGUGGCAAGGGCUAAAAGCAGACACGUUGAAAGAACGAUAUCAAAAGAUCGGCGAUACGAAGCGGAACACGCCGAUCGAGGUUCUCUGCGAUGGACAUCCCGAGGAAAUGGCUACGUACUUGCGGUAUGUGCGUAGAUUGGAUUUCUUCGAGACGCCCGACUACGAGUACCUGAGGAACCUUUUCCACGAUCUGUACGAGAAACGAGGUUUUGUCGACGACGGAGAAUUCGACUGGACUGGCAAGACGAUGCCACACAACUUCGAUCAACUUAGAGCUCUGAGGACGGCUCCUCCCUCUCACGUUGGAAAGACUAAAUCUGAUAAGUCUACACCUGUUGGGUCCCUGCAGACUGGACAAGAGAUUAUUGUAUCUCCGAAUCGUGAUCGGCACCCGUACAAGGACGUGACAGAGCCAGGGGUGGGAGGCGGGGGCGGUAAAUGGGUGGGAACCUCGAGGACAGAUACUGCGAAGCAAUCAGGAGCUGGUGGUACAUUGACACCUGCUGAUAGGCACGGUUCUGUACAGGUGGUGUCCUCGACGAAUGGAGAACUAGCCAAUGAUGAUCCUACUGCAGGACAUUCUAAUACGCCAAUCACAGCACCUCAAGAAGUGGACAUGGUCGACGAAACCAAUGUUUGGUUUAUUUGCAGAUGCUGUUGUUUCUUCAAGCGGAAGAAGAAGAAAAGUGGAAGACAAAAGUGACUGUCUGUUAUCGUCAGUCUUGGGGGGGACAAUACAGUGCGCGUGUAACAGAAGUGCAGAUGAAGUUUUUUUGGGAAACGUGUUGCGGCAGUGCGCGAAGAAAUCCGUGGACAAGAAAAAGCUGCAGUUGAUCCGGAAUGGGGGAGGCCGUUACCUUGCUACGUGCCGGAAGUCGACCCGCUUCGCAAGAUUCGGUGCUGCACACCAUCGUCACGAUGUCAUGCCGCCGUCGUUAUCAAAUUAAAACCACCACACAGCCAUCAUUAUUACUGCUAUUAUUAUUGCUAUUAUUAUCGUUAUUAUUACCACGAUUAACUUUGCUCUUCUUCUUUUCGU